This is a messenger RNA of Myotis myotis, 3520 nucleotides long. RefSeq names its product Rho GTPase activating protein 18 (gene ARHGAP18). Gene Ontology annotation, cellular component: cytoplasm. Bases 92 to 2083 code for a protein of 663 amino acids. Gene Ontology annotation, molecular function: GTPase activator activity. The transcript is spliced from 15 exons. Gene Ontology annotation, biological process: regulation of small GTPase mediated signal transduction; regulation of actin filament polymerization; signal transduction. The record is from RefSeq and is a predicted model, not a curated record. NCBI's taxonomy places the organism in Eukaryota, Metazoa, Chordata, Mammalia, Chiroptera, Vespertilionidae.
CGAUGCUAAUGAACGGAGUUGCCAGGCGAGCCAGGAACUUCACUCCCCUUCUCAGUGUCAGGAUCGCAGAAAUUAUGCCCCUUCUCUCACCAUGAGCUGGCUCUCCAGUUCCCAGGGAGUCGUGCUCACUGCCUACCACCACAGCAGCAAGGAUCGGGCCGUGGGGGAGAGCCAUGGCCAGGGAGGGGAGGAAGCCACCUCCAGUCGCAGAUAUGGCCAGUACACCAUGAACCAAGAAACCACACAAACGAAGGAGAAGCCUCCAUUUGAUCGAUCGAAUUCCCAAGAUUCUUUGGAUGAACUAUCUAUGGAGGACUAUUGGAAUGAAAUAGACAAUAUCAAGAAAUCUAGUGAGAACAGACAAGAUCAAGAGGUGGUGGUUGUCAAAGAGCCUGAUGAGGGCGAGCUGGAAGAAGAGUGGCUGAAGGAGGCUGGUUUGUCUAAUCUUUUUGGAGAGUCUGCUGGAGAUCCCCAAGAAAGCAUGGUGUUUCUAUCAACAUUAACCCGGACCCAGGCAGCAGCUGUUCAGAAACGGGUAGAGACGGUCUCCCAGACCUUAAGGAAAAAGAACAAACAGUACCACAUUCCUGACGUCAGAGACAUAUUUGCUCAACAGGCAGAGUCCAAGGAAAAAGCUCCAGAUGGCACUGAAUCACAGUCAGCCAGAACAAAUGAAAACAAAUACCAAGGAAAAGAUGACCAGGCAUCUAGCCUAGUUGUUGGUGAAAAGAAGCUGAUGCCACUGGUGCCCGAGGAGGCACCUGCCUCUGAAACAGAUAUCAACCUGGAGGUGUCAUUUGCAGAGCAAGCUGUCAAUCAGAAAGAGAGCUCCAAGGAUAGGACCCAGAAGAGCAAAUGCAACGAUGUGUCGUUACUUAGUUUCAGAUUGCCAAAAGACAAAACCGGCACCACCAAGAUUGGUGACCUUGCGCCCCAGGACAUGAAGAAGGUUUGCUAUUUAGCCCUGAUUGAACUGACUGCCCUCUAUGAUGUACUGGGUAUUGAACUGAAACAACAAAAAGCUGUGAAGAUCAAAACAAAAGAUUCUGGCCUUUUUUGUGUUCCAUUGACAGUAUUGUUAGAACAAGAUCAGAGGAAAGUACCAGGAACUCGAAUACCCUUGAUAUUUCAAAAACUGAUUUCUCGAAUUGAAGAGGGAGGUUUGGAAACCGAAGGCCUCUUAAGGAUACCUGGAGCUGCCAUUCGAAUCAAGAAUCUUUGCCAAGAACUGGAAGCAAAGUUUUAUGAAGGGACUUUUAACUGGGAAAGUGUCAAGCAGCACGAUGCAGCCAGCCUGCUGAAGCUGUUCAUCCGAGAGCUGCCCCAGCCGCUGCUCAGUGGCGAGUACCUCAAAGCCUUCCAGGCCGUCCAGAAUCUUCCAACCAAGAAGCAGCAACUACAGGCUUUGAACCUGCUGGUCCUGCUCCUGCCGGAUGUGAAUCGCGACACACUGAAGGCCCUGCUUGAAUUUCUCCAAAGAGUAAUAGACAAUAAAGAGGAAAAUAAGAUGAACGUCAAGAAUGUGGCUAUGGUCAUGGCCCCCAACCUCUUCAUGUGUCAUGCAUUGGGUUUGAAGUCCAGCGAACAGCAGGAAUUUGCAAUGGCAGCUGGGACAGCUAAUACCAUGCACUUAAUGAUUAAGUAUCAAAAACUUCUGUGGACAAUCCCCAAGUUUCUUGUCAACCAAGUGAGGAAGCAAAACACCGAAAACCUGAAGAAAGAUAGGAAAACAAUGAAGAAAUUGCUGAAGAAAAUGGCUUAUGACCGAGACAAAUAUGACAAGCAAGACAGAAGUACAAAUGAUGCUGACGUUCCUCAGGGAGUGAUUCGAGUGCAAGCUCCUCAUCUUUCCAAAGUUUCCAUGGCGAUACAGCUAACGGAAGAACUGAAAGCCAGUGACGUGCUUGCCAGGUUUCUCAGCCAAGAAAGUGGGAUUGCCCAGACACUCAAGAAAGGGGAAGUUUUUUUGUAUGAAGUUGGAGGGAAUAUUGGGGAACGCUGCCUCGAUGAUGACACUUACAUGAAGGACUUAUAUCAGCUCAACCCGAAUGCUGAAUGGGUUAUAAAGUCCAAGCCAUCGUAGAAGCCCUGCUGAGACAACCCCCGGACUUCCUCAGUGAUACUUGCUGGGUAAAGAGUGUAAAUAAAGAAACCGCAGGACUCUUGCUAUUCACAUGCACCCAACCAUUGGAUAGUGACACUCCCAAGCCUCAAGAAGUUAUAGAUUUGUGCUGCUGCCAGAAUUAUGUUAAUUAUUAUGUUGACUAUUACUAGAAAAUAAAUAUCUCUGGAGUGAGAGGAGAGAGGCUUAAUGAACUUGUAGGCUGUUUUCAUAAACUCUGUGAAAUGUGCCCAGAUGUGACAUAGUGGUUUUUUUUUUAUAUAUGAAAUAAACCCUCUUCCUGCUCACUAUUUUUUUUCUCCUAAAAUCAUGUAUACAGUAAUAUAUGCUUUCUUGCUUUUCUCUCCUCCUCACAUCUGCCUGACCCCGAUUAAGUUUGCUUUUUAAUGGAAAGGAUAACAAAUGCCAGGUAUGGCAAGUUGUGAAAUUAGGACAGCUUAAAACAGCCCGAAUUCAACAGAAUUCCUGUGACUAUCACAUGUUGAAUAUUCAUCUCUUUGAAUCAUUUGUUCAAAAGAUAACAUUCUCCUUCUCCCUGCUGUAUCAUAUGAAGUGAUUUGCAUUUUUUUCAGUUCAUCUGACAUAUGUGCACAGAGCUGUAUCCACUACCAAGAAAAUAGAACUGUCAGAAACUGCCAAUUACCCCUGAACCAUUAAAGACUUGCAUACUAAGAAUAAAUAAAAUAUGUCCAUGUGGAAUAACUGGAUUAUGGAUAAUAAGCAAGUGAAAGCCAAAUCACUUCAUGUAUGCCACCCUCUUCUAAAAGAAGUUUAAAAAGUCCUAGCCAGCUUUACCUAUUCUCAUACUAGGGAUAUAAAUAUGCAUGAGAGUCUAAUCCAGGAAUGGCUGAGAGUGUAUUCUACCCAAAGAGGGAAUUUUUUUUUUUUUUUUAACUCAUAAGUAAGUCUGCGGGAAGAGUUAUUCCUCUGGGAAUGACACAGUCCUAUGAACAAGCUUUUGUUUGUGUACUUAUUUUAAACAGAGUAAAUUUAUUAAAAUGCUGCAACAAGUACUAUUCCCAGGGAUUUUACUGCACAAACCAUAGUGCGACAAGAGAUGAGCCUCUCUGUACUGUAAAUAAGAGGAAUAAAGUGAGAGAAAAAUGUUCAAUAUUUUAUGAGUGUAGAGUGUAGUAAAUAAAAGGUGAUGUCUAUGAGUGCUGCACAAACCGUGUUUAUGAUACUUUUAGUAGUAUUUUAGGAAAAAAUGACACAUUCUCAGAAGCUCUCGAUGUCACUCUAAUUAGGAGGGAAAAUGUUGUUAAUGAGAACGGUCAUAAAUUUUUAGCAUAUAAUUACAAGAACAGCCUGUGGAUAUAUGAUCAUUUAACUUUUUGGUGAUUUGUGCCAUUGCCUUUUUAUUUAAAAUUUUUUUAUAAUUAAAUGAAUUUUUCUAAA